Benincasa hispida (wax gourd) is the source of this 1684-nucleotide messenger RNA. RefSeq names its product 3'-5'-exoribonuclease family protein. Gene Ontology annotation, biological process: U1 snRNA 3'-end processing; nuclear-transcribed mRNA catabolic process, deadenylation-dependent decay; exonucleolytic trimming to generate mature 3'-end of 5.8S rRNA from tricistronic rRNA transcript (SSU-rRNA, 5.8S rRNA, LSU-rRNA). Lineage: Eukaryota; Viridiplantae; Streptophyta; Magnoliopsida; Cucurbitales; Cucurbitaceae. The record is from RefSeq and is a predicted model, not a curated record. Gene Ontology annotation, cellular component: nuclear exosome (RNase complex); cytoplasmic exosome (RNase complex). Gene Ontology annotation, molecular function: mRNA 3'-UTR AU-rich region binding.
AAAAAAAAAUCAAAUCUCUCCCCUCCUCACUCACGCCUGCAGGCUCCAGAACACCCCCUCGUUUUCUUCAGCCGCCAGACCGCUGCUUGUCGCCGACAGCAGUGGCCGGCACUCCAGUUCCGUCAACCGCCGCCUCCACGAGUACCAGCGCCGCCAAUUUUCCCUCCACUCGCUCGUCUUCCGUGCACCAGCGCGCACGCCGGCCGUCGAUCCCUGCAGUCGUGCGCCGUCCAGUCGCCAGCCGUCGCAUACCUCAACGCCGGUGGUUGGCAGUGCCGUUUUAGCAGCCGUCUCCUCGACGGAGUUUGAUUUGGGUGGUAGGUACCCAUUGUGUUUUGGAUUUAGAUUGAAGAUUGGGAAUAAUUUUAGUUGCUAUCCGGCGGUGUUUUGGGCGUUCGACGUGGAUUCAAGGGGUUAAAGUGUGUUAAGUCUUCUGUUAGCGAAUUUAAGGCUGAUUCGUCAACUUGUUGGUUGAAUUCUUGUUUUGUGGCUUGGAAGUGGUUUUGGUUUAAGCUGCAAAUUGGGGUUAAUUCAAGAAGAGUUUAAUUGCUCGAAUUCAUUUUGAGAUUCUUUUUCCUGAAAAGUAGGAAUGGUGGGCCUUUCUAUUGGAGAGAAGCUUUUCAUACAAGGUGGUAUUGCUCAGGAUCUUCGCACUGAUGGUCGAGGGAGACUAACUUAUCGACCAAUUUCUGUAGAAACUGAUGUGAUCUCUCAGGCAAAUGGUUCAGCAAGGGUCAGAAUGGGUGGUACUGAAGUUAUUGCUACCGUGAAGGCUGAACUUGGAAGGCCUAAUCCAAUGCAGCCUGACAAAGGGAAGGUUUCGAUCUCUGUUGAUUGUAGCCCAAUUGCGGAGCCAGCGUUUGAGGGUAGGGGUGGUGAAGAGUUGUCAACAGAACUCUCGGUCGCUCUCGAUCGGUGUCUCUUAGGUGGAAAGAGUGGUUCAGGGGCUGCGAUUGACCUUUCAUCUUUGAUAGUUGUGGAAGGGAAGCUUUGCUGGGAUCUCUAUAUUGAGGGCCUGGUCAUAAGCUCAGAGGGCAAUCUUUUAGAUGCCCUUGGAGCUGCCAUUAAGGCUGCUUUGAGCAGUACAGGCAUCCCAAAAGUCCACGUUGCUGCAGAAUCAUCAGCCAACGAACAACCUGAAGUUGAUGUAAGUGAUGAAGAAUUUCUACAGUUCGACACAUCUGGGGUUCCAGCCAUAGUUACAUUGACAAAGGUGGGUAAGCACUACAUCAUUGAUGCUACUUUGGAAGAAGAAUCUCAAAUGAGCUCUGCAGUCUCCAUAUCCGUCAACAGGCAUGGUCACAUAUGCGGGUUGACAAAACGUGGCGGUGCAGGGCUCGAUCCAAGCAUAAUUCUCGAUAUGAUAUCUGUCGGCAAACAUGUCAGUGAAGAGUUACUAGACAAGUUGGACUCAGAGAUUGUGGCUGCUCAAGCUGAUGAAGAAGAAUGACAAAGCUUUUAAAGAUCCCUUAUUGUUGUUCAUCUACAUCGUAGAAUCUUAGAUUGAUAAUCUUCAAUGGAAUUCUAGUCUAGAUGGUAUAUUGAUGAUUGUAAGGUAGCCAUCUUGUAAAAUUGGUAGUGUUUUGGACCUUUGAUUCUGUCAUGACAUUUGUUCAAUGACAUAAAGUAUGUAUCUUUGAUCAAAGAGUUAAAGGUUUGAAUUAUUCAUAUAUUGUUGAGCAAA